Messenger RNA from Pyrus x bretschneideri (Chinese white pear), 2160 nucleotides. Its product is annotated as protein NRT1/ PTR FAMILY 7.3. Gene Ontology annotation, cellular component: membrane. Bases 99 to 1889 code for a protein of 596 amino acids. Gene Ontology annotation, molecular function: transmembrane transporter activity. The record is from RefSeq and is a predicted model, not a curated record. NCBI's taxonomy places the organism in Eukaryota, Viridiplantae, Streptophyta, Magnoliopsida, Rosales, Rosaceae. Gene Ontology annotation, biological process: transmembrane transport. The transcript has 5 exons.
UAAUUCUCUCAUUUAGCAAACUGUCACUCACCACCACCUUCCUCUCCCGUCUCAUCCUCUGCACGCCAUUCCCUCAAUUCUCUCUUUAAGAAAAACUAAUGGCUUGCUUAGAGGUCUGCAAGGAGGGUCAGUUCAAAGAAGAUCAAGAUGCAUGUACUCUUGAUGGUACGGUUGAUAUGCAUGGCCGCCCUGCAAUCAGAGCAAAAUCUGGAAGAUGGGUUGCUGGAAUCAUUAUACUUUUGAAUCAAGGUCUGGCUACCCUAGCAUUCUUCGGAGUCGGGGUGAACUUGGUCUUAUACUUAACGAGGGUGUUGCAACAGGACAAUGCGACGGCUGCUAACAACGUGAGCAAAUGGACCGGAACAGUUUACAUCUUCUCUCUUGUUGGUGCUUUCCUCAGUGAUUCGUACUGGGGAAGAUACAAAACUUGUUCCAUUUUUCAACUCAUCUUUGUCAUCGGUCUGGUAUCGUUGUCGCUGUCCUCGCAGCUCUUCUUGCUGAACCCUAAAGGUUGUGGCAGCAAAGCAAAUCCAUGUGGAUCUCAUUCGAGCUGGAAAAUUUGGCUGUUCUACCUCUCUAUCUACCUAAUUGCCCUAGGAUAUGGUGGGUACCAACCAAACAUUGCAACAUUUGGAGCUGAUCAGUACGAUGAGGAGCACAGCAAGGAAGGGCUCGCAAAGGUGGCGUUUUUCAGCUACUUCUACCUGGCUAUGAACCUCGGUCCCCUUUUCUCCAACACCAUAUUAGGAUUCUUCGAGGAUGAAGGAGUUUGGGCUAUUGGGUUCUGGGCAUCCGCAGCGUCAGCAUUUGCAGCAUUGGUCUUGUUCCUUGGUGGGACUGCUAGGUACAGACACUUCAACCCCAAUGGCAAUCCCCUCUCGAGGUUUUGCCAAGUCUUAGUUGCAGCGAUGAAGAAAUGCAGGGCGCAUAUGCCACAAGGUGAACAGGACUUGUACGAUGAGAGUAACAAUGAGUCUUCGAUUAGCAACCGAAAGAUCCUCUACACCCAUGGAUUCAAGUUCUUGGACAGGGCUGCAUACAUCUCAUCAAGAGAUUUAGACUACCAGAAGCAAGGCAUUCGCAGCCCGUGGCGUCUCUGCCCGAUCUCACAAGUGGAAGAAGUGAAAUGCAUUUUAAGAUUACUCCCAAUAUGGCUCUGCACAAUUAUCUACUCAGUCGUUUUUACACAAAUGGCUUCCCUCUUUGUAGAGCAGGGAGCUGCCAUGAAAACUACCAUUCCAAACUUCAGCAUCCCACCAGCGAGCAUGUCCAGCUUCGACAUCAUCAGCGUGGCAGUUUUCAUUUUCAUUUACCGACGGAUUAUAGACCCGUUUGUAGGCAGAAUAAAGAAAUCAGAUGCUAAAGGGCUUACCGAGCUUCAACGAAUGGGUGUUGGCCUUGUUAUAGCAGUCCUGGCAAUGCUUUCAGCAGGAAUCGUUGAGUGCUAUAGACUAAAGUAUGCGGAUAAAGAAUGCCCGCAUUGUGACGGCUCAAGCUCCUUAAGCAUCUUCUGGCAAAUUCCUCAGUAUGCAUGCAUAGGAGCUUCAGAAGUUUUCAUGUAUGUGGGCCAACUGGAGUUCUUCAAUGCACAAACACCAGAUGGGCUGAAGAGCUUUGGAAGCGCCCUGUGCAUGACAUCCAUCUCGCUCGGUAACUACUUUAGCACCUUUCUCGUGAGCGUGGUCAUGAAGUUUUCGACUGAGGAUCACAUGCCCGGAUGGAUCCCCGGAAACCUCAACAGGGGUCACCUUGAUAGGUUUUACUUCCUCUUAGCUGGCUUGACAUUAAUAGAUUUGAUAGUCUACAUUGUAUGCGCCAAGUGGUAUAAGAACAUCAAGUUGGAGGGAAGAUUUGAAGUAGAUGAUGAUCAAGGAAACUUGAAAGUCUGAUGUAUAAGUUCAAAUCAAGCAGACAUGUUAACAACAUAUGCUAGCAACUUAUAUUAAAUAAGAAGAACGAGUUUGGCACAAAGUUGGCGUUCUCUUCGCAUCCGCGCUGCACCAGCACCGUACUUUUUUCAAUCCAGGCUUGUUUGGUGGGUAACUUUUGGUUUAGGUCUCAGAUUUCCCCUCAUUCUCAUUUGUUUGUUUUACUGCUAGCCAUAGAAUUAACAUGUGCUUGUAGAGAAACCUAUUGUAAUAUCAUGGGACACUUUGAACU